This is a messenger RNA of Ipomoea triloba (trilobed morning glory), 1779 nucleotides long. RefSeq names its product F-box/LRR-repeat protein At4g29420. Bases 21 to 1364 code for a protein of 447 amino acids. Gene Ontology annotation, molecular function: protein binding. The record is from RefSeq and is a predicted model, not a curated record. Lineage: Eukaryota; Viridiplantae; Streptophyta; Magnoliopsida; Solanales; Convolvulaceae. The transcript has 2 exons.
UCCCCCAACCAAGAGAGAGCAUGGACGACCUUCCUCCACCGUUACUCCUCGAAAUCCUGACUCGACUCACCGACCCGGCCGACCUCGCUCGCUGCAGAAUCGCUUCCAAAACCCUCAACUCCACCUCCAGGGACCUCCAAUCCGUCUGUCUCCUCUGCUCAUUCGACCGCUACGCCAAGUACCGCUCCUCCCUCACUCGCUCCUCCGUCACUCCCUUCAAACAGAUCUUCCGCCGCCUCCUCUCCGAAUUGCGAACCGUCAAGUCCGUAUCGAUCGGCGUCGAGAAGCCGCUCCGUACGGCGUCGUAUGACGAUGUCGAAGACGAGGAGGAUUUGUACUUGACGGACGUGAAUUUUGUGGAGGAUUGGUUGCCUAGGGUGUCUCAGAGCUUGAUAUCCGUUUCGAUUUCGGAUUUUUGGGUUCAGUCAUGUUGGCGGAGAUCCACUGUGCUUGCUGUCAUUUCUUCUCACUGUUAUAAUCUUGUUGAUUUAGAGAUUAAGAAUGCCUGGUUGUCAGUGAAUGGUUUAAAACCAAUGCCUAAGCUCACAAGUUUGACACUUGAGUAUGUUAGAUUGGAUGAUGAAAACCUUGAGAACAUUUCUGGGUGUUUCCCCUGUUUACAAGUUCUUAAUCUGAUAGGGGUUGGGGGGCUUAAAGACCCCAGGGUUCAUCUCUUGGACCUAAGGAGUUGUUAUUGGACGGUGUCUAAUGCUCCAAACUCUGUGGCGGUAGUUGCUCCGAAACUUGUGAAACUCAAACUCACUUGUGUAAGGCCGAAGGUACUUGUCAUUGAUGCCCCCUUGUUGGCUGAAAUGCAUUUCUGUAUUCUGAAGAAAUCUGACUACUUAAAAGUUGAAGAGUUCAUUAAGUUGGAAACCCUUCAUCUUGAAUCCAUGGAACUUGGCGACCUGCUCUGCACAUUUCCGCUUGCAAAGACAAUUAGGAGUUUGACGUUGGACAAGAUAAACUGGGUGGAACCUGUUGGAACAGGUAUUUGUCUUGGGUCGUUGUCCAGAAAUUGCCCAAAUGUUACAACUCUGACUUUGGCCGCUGGAGUUUGGUCCGAAUUGGAGAGGCACCUCUGCCCCGAAUGUUUGGAAGUUAGGACUAAUAUGUGGGGGUUGAAAGACAUCACUGCAUAUCUAGUGCUAAAUAAUAUUGAUAGUACGCUAUCAUUCAUCAAAACAGUCUUGGAGAGUUGCCCUAAUCUGUCGGACAUAGCACUAUUGAUCCACCGUGAUGUUGUCUCCAGCGUCUCCUGUAACCUAAUUUCAAAGUGUGCAGCCUACUGCCCGGGGAUUAGAUGGAGAUGGGGGAUGUGGAAAGAAGGAACAAAAGACGCUUGGAUUUCCCAUAGCCUAUAAUAAGUUAAUCGUCUCUUCAGUCUGCUCAAAAGUAGCUUCUUGGUAGGCAACAGCAACACUGUCAAUUAGUUCUCACCGGCUUUAGCUUUUUUUCGCCCCAUUGGAUGAUCAAUUUCUGCUUUUAGCCAGAACCAUGGCUUUAUAAAUUAUACCAACCAUCUUCGAAUAUGUUGUUAGGCUUUUACAUCGCGGCCUUCUUGAAUCAUGCCUCUUCUCUACAGCGAAGAAGAAGCCAACAAGCCCUCCAGAUUUUAUAGUCAUGUACAUAUUUGUUCAAAAUUCAAAUACAAGUUGUCUCAUAGGAAAAUGUUAUAUCCUCUUGUUAUUUUCCAUUCUCAAAACAUAUGAAGCAAUACCAUAUGUUGUGCUUCAUGUCAUAUUAUGUUUCGAAUGUAUGAAUGUAUUUAUUCCAAUC